Messenger RNA from Lolium perenne, 2077 nucleotides. RefSeq names its product UPF0496 protein 4. Lineage: Eukaryota; Viridiplantae; Streptophyta; Magnoliopsida; Poales; Poaceae. The record is from RefSeq and is a predicted model, not a curated record.
GAACUUUCCACAUCUCUCAUUUUCUAACCUAGCCCCCUCUCUGCCUCUGCCUCUGCCUCACCAGUCCAGUCACCACCCUCGCACCUAACGGCAGAAAAACAGAGCACGCAGCUUUCGCACCCAGACGCCGCAACUUGCCCCAAAUCCAAGCUCGAAUCGAAUCCGCACGCGCGUCCGAAUCGAGGAAAUGAGCCGCCCAGACGACGGGCAUAGGUCCUUCUUCCCAGUGGGAAACCCCUUCCGGGUCAUCCUUCCAGGGGGACCCCACCUGCCUCGGAAGCUCCAAGCGCUGCUCACGUCGUACGAGGAUGCCCUGGCCUCGAGCUUGAGGAAGCUCAAGCCGGAGAAUGCCGCGGAGGUCCUCACCCUGUCCUGGAUGAUGCGUGCGGUGGACUGCUUGUCGGAGCUGCACGCGAGCAUAGUCACCCUGAUAACCGAGCUCGAGCUGCCCGUCUCGGAUUGGGACGAGAAGUGGGUGGACAUCUACUUGAACAGCAGUGUGAAGCUGCUGGACGUUUGCAUCGCGCUUAGCUCGGAGCUCGCUCGGUUGGACCAAGGGCAGCUGCUCGUGCGGUACGUCCUGCAUUUGUUGGACACCGGAGCUGGUUUGCCGUCAUUGGAACAGCUCAAGCGAGCUGAGCUAUCGCUUAAGGAGUGGAUGGACAAAGUGGGCGCAGCAGGCCCUAGGCUUGACAGCUGCUCGACGGCCUUGCAGGAGCUUGCUGGGAGCCUUUGUCUGAUGAAGGUCAAGAAUUCUGCCAAGGGGAAGGUCCUCAUGAGAGCUUUGUACGGAAUUGAGACUGUGACCGUCUUUAUCUGCAGUGUGUUUGUGGCUGCACUGUCAGGUAGCCCCAAGCCAUUGGUGGACUUGCGUGUUCCUCGCAAAUUUGGUUGGUCACAAGCCUUCGGUGAUCUUCAUGUUACCGUUAGUAGGGAGCUCGGAAGGAAAUUAUCCAGAGAAUGCGCUGCAGCUGUAAAGGAGCUGGAAGAAGUUGAAGCAUGUGUCAGGAAACUUCAUGAAUUGACUAGGACUGCUCAGCUUAAAGAAAAGAAUGUAAACCUGGCUUGUGAUGUUAUCCAUUCAGUGGAGGUUGUGAUGUCUGAUAGCACUUCAAAGGAUGGAGGCCUUGAGGAUAAUCUUAAGCUGGCUGAUAACACUGGCCGGGAGUGUGAACUGACAAUGCCUGAGAUUACCACAGAUGAAGGAACAAGAGAAGCUGAAAUGACACUGAAGCAGGAUACCAGGACCAUGGGGCACGGCAGCAAUGAAUUUAUCAUGCUUGAGAGUAUCAGCCAACACAACAACAUAAAUAAGACAAAUGGCAUCAGCGAUGAGAACAGCACCGUGGUUCCUGAGAGAACCAGUGCCCCAGAAGGUAGCAAACAGCCCAUGGUUCCUGAGAGGACCAGUGCCCCAGAAGGUAGCAAACAGCCCAUGGUUCCUGAGAGGACCAGUGCCCCAGAAGGUAGCCAACAGCCCAUGGUUCCUGAGAAAACUAGUGCCCCAGACGGUAUAGAUCAGCUACUGGAUUGCAUCUCCAGCAUGUCAAAAAGUGCCGAGGGGCUCAGGGUCGGGUUGGACUCCCUGUCUAAGCGAGUCGGGGACUUCUUCCAGAUCGUGCUUACAGGACGUGAUGCAUUGCUCUGCAAUCUUAGGAUGUCAGACGCAGCUAGCAAGGUCGCUGAGGUCAGGUCUUAAUAGACAAUGUUUCUGCCCUGUAUGUUACAUGUUGGUACAUUGUGUAUAUAUACAGCUGGGAUGCGCAUGCUUGUGUACACGCUUCUGACCUGGGGCCCUACCUAAAUUAAGCUCGGGCCACGCCUCACAAGCGCUGUGCAUAUCUUGUGCUGCCAGUUGUGUUGUGCAAAUAUUGCGUAGUCACGAGGCAAUGGGGUUGUAUGUAUCGUAGUUUCCCUUUGUUUUCCUUGCUUUGUGGUAAGUAAAGGUAGACGCAUGUUGGCUCGCGCGACCAGAAAAUAUUUGUACUAUAUGUAUGCUGUAGGUUUGCUGCUAGUGUAAGACUAUAAAUGAUGAGGGAGCAUCGUAGAAGGCAAUGAAGUUCAGGUUGAUCUGCAA